AUGCCACCUCCGCCGAUACCGAUCGUGAAGCGCCCCAGCGCAGCACCGCAGAUAGGAGUGGAAGAGCCUGUCGAGGCAGAUCAGACAACGCCCAAGGCGUCAGCGACCAGGCUCAACGAUGCGGUGCCGGCCUUCUCGCUUUCCGAUUUGGAGCCGACUCCCUCCGUCACAUCCAAACCACCAUCCGCGCCCGCCAACGGGCUGAUGGGUCCUCCACCACCACGACUCCCUACCCUCGCUCCCAUGCGCAACUCCGGCCCAGCUGCACGGAAUGCGCCUAUCCCAAACAGAGGACCAGCCGGCGGCUCAUCCUCUCUCCUCCCGCCUCCUUCGGCGUCGUCUCUCGCGCCCCCACCCACACACAACACCAAGCCCAAGAAGCCUUCCAAGCAGGUGACGCUCACGCCGGGUCACAGCCCCCUCGACUGGGCGCGGCUGUCAUCUUCGCCGACGUCCGACCUGCGCGGGCUGCCCCCGGCAUCGCCGUAUCUGCGCGUUACGCCCAGCAUGCUGCGCCGGCAGACGGGCCGCCGCGGCAAGGACGCGUGGUCCGCCCUCGGGGGCCGCGUCUACAACAUCACGCCGUACCUGCCCUUCCACCCGGGCGGCGAGCCCGAGCUGCUGCGCGGCGCGGGGCGGGACGGCACGCGCCUGUUUGGCGAGAUACACCCGUGGGUCAACUACGAGACGAUGCUCAGUGCGUGCUUGGUGGGGAUUCUGGUGGACGAGGACGAGAAGGAGAGCAAGAUGGAGGAGAUGGACUGA
Molecule: messenger RNA, 765 nt
Organism: Phaeoacremonium minimum UCRPA7
Lineage: Eukaryota; Fungi; Ascomycota; Sordariomycetes; Togniniales; Togniniaceae
Product: putative cytochrome b5-like heme steroid binding domain-containing protein
Exons: 1
Coding region: 1-765 (254 amino acids)
Molecular function (GO): heme binding
Source: RefSeq, a predicted model, not a curated record